Messenger RNA from Effrenium voratum, 2447 nucleotides. The record is from the annotation of a GenBank genome assembly. Lineage: Eukaryota; Dinophyceae; Suessiales; Symbiodiniaceae.
CAAGAACUUUAAAACGUGUUUGGACAAGUCCAUUUGACCAUGACCUGAUUUCAUCUUGCACUUCGCUGUAGAUAGCAGCCUAUUCGCUUUUCAGCUUUGGGUUCAUGCCAGUGCCAUGGCAUGCUCGGCGCGCCCGCUCCUUCAUUCCCAACAUUGCAGAGAGGGCAUUGACGGUGAAACAGCUAGAAGACCUUCGCACCUUUCUGCAAAGAGUGUGCAAAGCAAAACUGCUACAGGACUCGGGGGCCACGGGAUCUGGACACUUGCAGUGGCAUGAGUUAAACCUGUACCAUGUCACAGAUGAGGUGAUCAAGCCCGUCAUUAGGUUCCAUCAUCAAACAGGUAAAGAAGCUGAACAGGGCUAUUCUUGGCCCCCUGUCUUCAGGUCUCUUGUGCCAACUGACACAAAGGGAUAUUCGUGGGCAGAGUUGGUUGCAGAAGGGCCGCAGCCACCACAAUUGAUGAUCAGCCAUUGGUGGGGAGGUCGCUUUCUGGAUUUCAUGUCUGCCAUCGACAAGAUUGUGGACCGGAGGGCGCUGAGCAUCAGUGCUACCAUUUGGAUUUGCACCUUUGCCAACAAUCAGUUUGGAGAGUCUUUUGGGGCGGGCAUUUUGCAGACACCUUUCGUCAAGGCGAUUCAGAAAGCAGAUGCCACCAUUCUGGUCAUUGAUCGGGAUGCUGGAUCCCUCCGACGCAGCUGGUGCUGUCUGGAGCUACACUACACGAUUUUGAAGGAGAAAUCUCUUGAGCUUUACACGCCUGCAGGUCAAGUUGGUAGCGAGAGUGUCUCCUCUGGUCCCUUGGUUGACGCGAUCAGCGAGUGGGAUGUGCGGGACUCCGCAGCAUCGGAAGAGGCUUACCGACGGCAGAUUUUGAAUUUCAUCGCGGAUGUGCCGGAUUACCGGGGGUUGCUCACCAAGGAUAGCAUUUCAUGUAAGCUGGACUUGGCUGAUGGCUACCGGCCCCAACUCGAUCCAGCAGUGAGUGCUGAGAGCGAGAGGAACUUCAUGCUGGAACAUCAAAAGGCGUUUGAAGACUUGAACAUGAAUGUCCGCGUUUCUGUGAUUGGAAGCAUUGGUCCUCAAAAGAGGGCGAAAGGUUGCCGAAUCGCCAACUCAGCUCACAGGGGUAUCACGCUUGGGCAACUUCGAACCUUUGCUAAAAAGGCCAAGCGCUGUAUGAAGAAGCUUUUGCCGAACGUGCCAUGGGAAGAAGUUAUCACUCAUGACGUGAACAAGCACUUUAUCUUGCCUUUGACUAAAGACGACAAUUGUUCAUAUGUAGAGCUGGUGGCUGAUGAACCACAAGUGCCUUGGAUGUUCAUAGACUAUCAAUUAUCCAUGCGCUUCUUGGACAUCAUGACGACCGUGGAAUGGUUCGCAGAGGCCAUGAAUCUCAAGGAUUCAGAGGUGUUUUUCUUCAACCUGCUGGCCUUUAACCAACACAAGGUCCUUGAGGAGGUCCACAGAAACUGCUAUGACAAGGACAACAACCUCGUGAUUGAUAAGGCGCAGUCUGAAUGCAGCAGCUUCCUGUGCACAUCUUCUGUUUAUUCGAUCACCAAUCUUGAGAAGCCGUUUGCGAAGUGGAGCGUGUGCCAUGCUUGGCGCCUGUACAGUAUCGAGUGUGCCGUCCGUUUGGGACAAGCUGUUUACCUUGCUUGCCCGUCCGGGGCUAUGGCAUGCACUAAGCUGUUUCCGAAUGGGCAUUCGAAGUUUGGUUCAAUUGAUAGGAUUAUAAUGGAAUCGAUCUUCAAUGUCUAUGAAGCGGACAUGGAGAAUGCUCCUUGCGCAGUGGACAAAGACCGUCAGAAGAUUCUGUCCUUUAUUCAAGGACCUAACGGUUGUGGCCUUAAGCGUUUGCAACGACGCUUUCAGCGAUGGAGUGCCUUUCAUUUGGUCUUGGUAUGGGCUGGCCACGGUGAGCUGGUCAACUUACGGAAGCUUAGUGCAGUGCCAGGUUUCAGUGUUGAAGCUGAGCUGGCCAAAGGCGGUUUGGGCGAAUCUGCCUUGCACGAAGCAGUAGCUGCAGCUUCAACGGAGGCAGUCAAGGUCCUUCUGCACGCUGGGCUGUCACCAAAUUCAACAGAUGCAAUGCAAGAGACACCAUUGCACUACGCGGUCCUUGCCGGAAAUAGCAACAUGGUGCAGCUGCUUGUGACAGCGCGUGCUGAUGUGCUGAUGGAAUCGAUUUUUGGGGAAACGCCAUUGGAUGUGGCUGCGCAGAAUGUGGCGGCUUUUCUGGGACGUGAUUCUUCGCAGCUGGUCUUGCGCUUGCAAGAGAUUGAAAACCAAGCUUGCGGGGAACGAUUUACAACAAAACUGAGCUUGUGAUAGGAGAGGACGUUUGCAGGAGAGUCUUCGUGCUGUGCAAGCCAGCACUCGAUUUCACAUAUGUGCAUGCUUACGGCCACAAGCUGCCAGCCGCCUGGAGAACACAGGUCAAAA